Ananas comosus (pineapple) is the source of this 1438-nucleotide messenger RNA. RefSeq names its product nitronate monooxygenase-like. The coding region runs from base 98 to 1108 and encodes 336 amino acids. Gene Ontology annotation, molecular function: nitronate monooxygenase activity. The record is from RefSeq and is a predicted model, not a curated record. The transcript is spliced from 7 exons. NCBI's taxonomy places the organism in Eukaryota, Viridiplantae, Streptophyta, Magnoliopsida, Poales, Bromeliaceae.
CUCUCUCUCGUUCGCCGCGGCACACUUUCUCACUCAUCUCUCUCUCUCUCUCUCUCUCUCUCUCUCUCUAAAGUGGCAAGAAGAAGCAGAUAAUCAGAUGAGGGGUUGGAGGGGGAUUCUGGGGUUCGACUACGGCGUCGUGCAGGCGCCGCUCGGCCCCGACAUCUCCGGCCCCGACCUCGUCGCCGCCGUCGCCAACGCCGGCGCCGUCGCCCUCCUCCGCGCCCCCGACUGGGAAUCGCCGGACUACUUGAGAGAGCUAAUUCGGAGGACACGGACCUUGACGAGCAAACCAUUUGGGGUUGCAGUGGUGUUAGCAUUCCCGCAUGACGAAAAUGUGAAGGUUAUUCUGGAGGAAAAGGUUGCUUUACUGCAAGUCUACUGGGGUGAAUAUCCUAGAGAACUUGUAGAUGAAGCGCAUCACGCUGGGGUCAAGGUCUUACACCAAGUUGGCUCCUUUGAAGAGGCCGAAAAAGCAAAGAUAGCCGGUGUUGAUGGAAUUAUUGUUCAAGGUCAUGAAGCUGGGGGGCAUGUCAUUGGUCAGGAGGGACUUAUAUCACUAUUGCCGAGAGUGGUAGAUUUAGUUUCAGAUUGCGACAUUCCAGUUAUUGCUGCUGGUGGAAUUGUUGAUGGUCGUGGGUAUGUCGCUGCAUUGGCCCUUGGGGCCCAUGGCGUCUGCCUCGGAACUAGGUUCCUUGCUACUGUGGAAAGCUUCGCUCACCCUUUAUACAAGCAAAAGCUAGUUGAAAUGGAUAAGACUGAGUACACGAAUAUAUUUGGCCGUUCUAGAUGGCCUGCUGCACCACAUCGUGCCCUGCAAACACCGUUCUUUACUAAAUGGAGGCAUCUACCUGAACACGAGAGUGAGGAGAAUCAGCCUGUAAUAGGCCACUCAUCAAUACAUGGUGUGAAAAAGGAGAUUCGCCGCUUUGCUGGUACUGUUCCAAAUGCGACAACAACAGGUGACAUUGAUAGCAUGGUUAUGUAUGCUGGUCAAGGCGUCGGGCUUAUUAAGGAUAUCCUACCUGCUGGUGAAGUUGUUGAGAGGCUUGUUGAGGAAGCGCGACAAAUCAUCCAGAAGCGCUUUUUAGACUCUGAACAAGCCUGAUACUGCUUCUGGUGGUGGGUGAACAAUGCAAGUAAUGCUUCUGCAUCCCUGGACCACCUAUUCCAUAGCUGUGGCCCUUCUAGUGCAAAAAACCUAUGAUUCCGAGCCAAUCAUUAAUCUCAAAAAUCGCAUUAAAGCUUGCCAUUGCCGCAUCCUCUGAGGUGUUCUUCUCUGCCCUGUAACUUUUGUUUGGUCAUUGGAUUGCUAUGAACUAAGCAUGACCUGCAAUCUCAAUAGCUUUUGUAAAAAGAAGAAAGAAUAAAGAAGGAAAAUGAUUGGAGUGCUAUUCUCAAAGGGACAUGAAUAAGUUUCUUCCAAAGUUAACAAAAA